Molecule: messenger RNA, 2100 nt
Organism: Salvelinus namaycush (lake trout)
Lineage: Eukaryota; Metazoa; Chordata; Actinopteri; Salmoniformes; Salmonidae
Product: leucine-rich repeat transmembrane protein FLRT1-like
Exons: 1
Coding region: 1-2100 (699 amino acids)
Molecular function (GO): protein binding
Source: RefSeq, a predicted model, not a curated record
AUGGCGUCUGAGGGAGUGGCCGAGCUGCGUGAUUGGCUGUUCCUGCUCAUGCUCUGCCUGACUCUGUUGGCCGAGGUGCUGGAGAUUGCUGCAGCCACAGGGUACGACCAGGAGGGAGACCCAGUAUGCCCCUCUGUCUGUCGAUGUGACGAGGACUUCAUCUACUGCAACGACCGUGGCCUGAGCUCUAUCCCCCCUCUGCCCCCCUCUGCCACUGUGCUCUACCUUCAGAACAACCACAUAGACAACGCCGGGCUCCCCACCUCCCUGGAGCGUCAACUCACCAUCCGAGUGGUCUACUUGUAUGAUAACGAGCUGGAUGACUUCCCCAUGCACCUGCCCCCUUCCCUCCGGGAACUGCACCUACAGGACAACAACAUCCGUACGCUUCCCCGCGCCACCCUGGCCCGCAUGCCACUGCUGGAGAAGCUGCACCUGGACGACAACUCUGUCUCCACCGUCAGCAUCGAGGACCAGGCCUUCGUUGACAACCCACGGCUGCGCCUGCUUUUCCUGUCACGUAACCACCUGUCCAGCAUCCCUUCUGGGCUCCCGGCCUCUCUGGAGGAACUGAGGCUGGACGACAACCGCAUCUCCACCAUCCCCACCCACGCCUUCCGUGGCCUCUCCUCCCUGCGACGCCUCGUUCUGGACGGGAACCUCCUGGCCAACCAGCGCAUCGCAGACGACACCUUCUCCCGCCUCUCCAACCUGACAGAGCUUUCAUUGGUGCGUAACUCCCUCCUGACCCCGCCACUCAACCUGCCCAGUACCCACCUGCAGCGUCUCUCUCUGCAGGACAACGCUCUGAUCCACAUUCCCCGUGGCUCCCUGGAUGGCAUGAGGAGGCUCCAAAGACUGGACCUGUCUGGCAACAACCUGACCACCCUGCCUCGGGGCCUGUUCAAAGACUUGGACAACCUGGGACAACUGCUGGUGCGGGGGAAUCCCUGGCACUGUGGCUGUAACCUGCGCUGGUUACAUGACUGGCUGCAUGCUAGGGGUAACUCCAUCACGGUGAGGGGCCUCACCUGCCAGGGGCCUGACAAGGUUCGAGACAUGGCCCUUAAGGACCUGACCAGUCAGAUGGAGGAGUGUGAAGUCCCAGGCAUAGUGGCUGUCGGGGCUGGGGCUGGGGUCGGGGCCACAGGAAGUGAGACCAGAGACAGAGGGGGUGGAGCAGAAGUAGGAGGGGUUGCUGCUAGCUCCACCACCCUCGCCCCUCCACAGGGCUCCCUCUUCACCCUGCGCUCCAAGCGGCCCGGCCUGGGGCUACCAGACUCUGGUCUAGACUACACACUGGGCAGCAGUGGAGUAGGUAAGAGCCUGGCCCUGAAUGUCAAGCCCUUGACCCCAGACAGCAUCCGUGUCACCUGGAGCGUGGCCCAGCCCACCUCCUCCUUCAGACUCAGUUGGCUGCGGCUGGGAACCAGCGCUGCCAUGGGCUCCAUCACAGAGACCCUGGUGAGAGGAGACCGCAGAGAGUACCUGCUCACCUCCCUGCACCCCCGCUCCAGCUACAUCAUCUGCAUGGUGCCCCUGGCAGCCAGCUCCAGGGGUAAAGGAGCCAUGGCAGGUGGAAACACUGACUCAGAUGAAGCUCCAGUGUGCGCUAAAGCUGAGACAUCAGACCCCAGUCAGCCAGAUGUGGGCCAGGAGGACAACCAGGACCCUGAACACAUGGCUACUCUGCCUCUGGCUGGGAUCAUUGGAGGAGCUACGGCCAUCGUCUCUCUGGCGCUCAUAGUUGCCGUCUUUUGCUGGUACAGGCUUCGGGCCGGACGCCUGUCUUCUCGUGACCACUACAGCCGUGGCAGCUCCAGAAAGAGCAAGCACUGCAAUGACUACAUUGAGUCAGGCACAAAGAAGGACACCACCAUCCUGGAGAUCCGAGGCCCAGGGUUCCAGAUGACACCCAUGGUUACCCAUCAGCCGUUGCAACCCAUGCCCCUCCGGGAGGAUUACAUCAUCCACACUAUAUUCCCCUCCAAUGGCACCGGCCUCUACAAAGGUGCCCACCAAGUGUCCAAUGCAGGGUAUGGCACCAACCGUGGCUAUAGAGAAGGAGGGAUCCCAGAUAUAGACUACUGUUACACGUGA